UGAAGAGUUCCAGAAGGUGCUCAGUCUGCAUGCCAGCAUGAUGCACGUGGCGCUGGAGGAGUUUGACCAGUACUGUGACUUCAACAGCUGGCUCUGUGACAUCCACAUCUUCUGUAAGAAGUGGAGCGACAAGUCCGUCAAGGAAUUCAAGGGGUCUGCUGCUUUCACCAUUGAGCAAAAACUGACAGAAAUCCGCCAGUGGUCGGAGAAAGUGCGUAACUUUGACCGAUAUUUCGUCUCCGAGAAUGGCAUGUUCUAUAUUGACUGUUCGAUAAUUCACAAUGUCCUGCUGCCCAAACUGGAUGAGAUUUACCAGGAGCUGAUCACCUUUGUGUCUGAGGAAGGCAAGACCCUUGCCAAACUUUUUGUUAGUGAUAUGCAGACGGUGUUGCAGAACUUGAAGAAAAAACAUGCGUCUGUAGGGGCGUUCGCGAUCUACGCCAAGAACUAUUACCAGUACAAGAAGAAUAUGCCAAACUAUCAGCAACGGAUCGAGUACAUCAAGUCUCUCUUUGAGGUGAUCCGGAUGAGCUACCGCCAGCUGAGUGCGGAGGAGGAGAAGCUGGAGGAGAGUGUGUGGGCGCUGUGGGAGGCGUUCAUGAUGCAGAUGCAGGACGCAGCUGAGUUUGUCAACACACAGACACCUGUCAUGACCAGACAGCUGGAGGACACAUACCAG
Molecule: messenger RNA, 679 nt
Organism: Gigantopelta aegis
Lineage: Eukaryota; Metazoa; Mollusca; Gastropoda; Neomphalida; Peltospiridae
Exons: 3
Biological process (GO): microtubule-based movement
Cellular component (GO): dynein complex
Molecular function (GO): dynein intermediate chain binding; minus-end-directed microtubule motor activity; dynein light intermediate chain binding
Source: RefSeq, a predicted model, not a curated record